Magallana angulata is the source of this 1409-nucleotide messenger RNA. RefSeq lists its product as uncharacterized. The record is from RefSeq and is a predicted model, not a curated record. The transcript is spliced from 2 exons. The coding region runs from base 116 to 841 and encodes 241 amino acids. NCBI's taxonomy places the organism in Eukaryota, Metazoa, Mollusca, Bivalvia, Ostreida, Ostreidae.
GCGUAAGCGGGGUGGAUGGGAUACGCUGGAUGUUGAACGCCUACCUUUGGGUCGAGAAAUAAAUAUCAAAUGAAAUUUGUGUUUGAUAGGUUGAAACAUCAGUACCGAAGAAACCAUGUCCUAUGCAUGCGUUGUGAAUUUGUGGCUCGUGUGUGUACUCAUUAAUUUUUCAGGUUCUCUGUGCAAUUCUAUUAUAGAUGACCCGGUCCAAAGCUUGCAAGAUCAUUUAAGAAAUGAUUUUCAAGAUGACAUUCCACAAACAAAACGAUCAGUGAAUUCUUGUAGAGGACAUCCCAAUUUGAUUCAAUGCAUCCGUGCAUACUUUUCGAACAGAUUUAGACUAAGGCAUCGUGCGGUACAAGAUCCUGUGGAAUAUCGCAACAUAGGAAAACGUAAUCAAGUAGCAACCUCUUACCAAGACAGGAGGGAAGACCAACAGGAAUCGCGCGUAGACAACCUCCAUGAUGUGUACGAUGAUCUGCUGAAAGCUACAUCUAGUGACUUUCAAGGUUCCGACGACAAACGAGCGGCGGUGGAUUUUAGAAGUAUAGGGCGACGGAGCUUUGGUGCCGACUUCAGAAACAUCGGAAAGAGGUACCUCGGUGCAGACUUUCGGAACAUUGGGAAAAGAAUGAAUGCUGCCGAUUUUAGACAAAUAGGAAAGAGGGGAUAUGCAGUUGAUUUCCGAAAUAUUGGAAAACGUCUUGGAGUCGACUUUCGGAAUAUUGGGAAAAGGACUGUUUUGAAAUCGGACAACGUUUACCUAUUGUCUCUGUUGUGUUCUGACACAAGUACAAUGGUACAAUGCGCGGACAGAAUUGCUUCCAACACUUACAUCUGACAGGGGUCGACCGAAAUCUAAGAGAAUCAGGUGUUUGUGUAUAGGAUUUAUCAUCAUUCAAUUAUCGUAUGCAACAAGCCUAAUUGAAUUCUCAUGAUCACAGAAGAUAUUGUACAUCAAACUACUUAACUAUAUAGAGAUUACCAUUACAUAUUUUGAAACUGUUGAUUUCACAGAUUGUUCUACCCUUUUAACAUUUACUUCUGAAAGUCUGUGGUAGGAAGUGAUAAUUUUCAUCUUCUAUGCGUUGCUCUAUUAAAUCUAAAUGAAACCAAAUCGCAUUGAAUUUUCAUCGUAGCUGUGCCAGAUGACUUAAUCUGACACUGACCAAAUCUGACACUGAUCAUUAUGCAUCUAUCUAUAAGGAUAUCCAACACAGCAUAAUGAUGUUCUUUAUUAUAUAAAUGUUAUUUUGAUAAGUCUUAGAACAAAAUCCUUAAUUUAAGGUAUGAAUUGAUAUGACUAUCAAAGUGAAGCAUCGCAAAAUGUAAACUUGCUCAAUUGUAAAUGUGAAUUUGUAAAUUCCAAACCAGGCAUUUUUGACAACAUAAAACAACCAUCAAAACUC